AUGGCCGAACCCACCCUCGCCGAUUUGCUCGCCAAGACGAAGACCAUGUCCGCUGAGAUGACUGCCAUGAAGGCCGACAUGGCCUCGAUGAAGGAGAAGUCCGAGACGUCGUCGUCUGGUGGCGCCGAUGGCCGCCGUCCGGAGGGGCCGCGCGAGCAGGAGUUCCACCCGAAAAACAGGAAGUGGGAUUUUCCCCACUUCGACGGCACGUCCGACCCGAUGUUGUUCCUCAACAAGUGUGAGGCCUACUUCCGCCAACACCGAACCAUGGCGGAAGAGCACGUGCGCAUGGCGUCCUAUCAUCUGGAUGACGCCGCACAGUUGUGGUUCACCCAGCUGCAGGACGAUGACGGCACGCCAUCGUGGGGUAAUUUCAAGGAUCUCUUGAAUUUGAGGUUCGCCCCUCCCCUUCGCUCCGCCCCGAUGUUUGAGCUUGCCGAGUGCCGCCGCACGGGGACCGUGGAGGAGUAUGCCAAUCGGUUCCAGGCCCUCCUGCCUCGCGCCGGCCGGCUUGACGAGGCGCAGCGGGUCCAGCUCUUCACCGGAGGGCUCCUGCCGCCGCUCAGCCACGCCGUCCGCAUCCACAACCCGGACUCCCUCUCCGCCGCCAUGAGCCUGGCCCGCCAGGUCGAGUUUAUGGAGCCGGAGCGGCCAGCGCCACUUCCACCGCACGGACCACCGCCUCCCGCGGCUCGGGCCGCCCUAUCGGCUCCACCGCCUCUCUUGGCACUCCCGGCGCCGCCGGCGCCUGCACAGCAGGGCCGUGCCGAGGGCAACCAGCGCCGCCUCACCCCGGAGAUGGCCGAGCAACGCCGACAAGGGGACGAUGGGGCGACGGAGGCUCCGUAUUUCUCCCUCCAUGCCGUGGCAGGCGUGGCCGUGGGCGCCCCCAUCCUGCUUCGGGUCACCCUGGGCGCCGCCACGCUCGUCGCCCUGGUGGACACGGGGUCCACACACAACUUCAUCGGCGAAACGGACGCGCACCGUACCAGGCUCACCAUCCUACUGCGCCCGGGGCUCACUGCCACGGUCGCCAAUGGCGAGAAGGUGGCGUGCCCUGGUGUCCUUCGACAGGCGGCUAUCUCCAUCGAGGGCAUGACGUUCGACGUCGACCUUUACGUCAUGCCACUCGCCGGAUACGACAUGGUGCUGGGCACCCAGUGGAUGGCAACCCUAGGGCGCAUCGCCUGGGAUGUCGCCACCCACACCCUGUCCUUCCAACACGAGGGGCGGCCUAUCUGUUGGUUCGGCAUGGCAUGCACGGCGGCGCCCGCAGUACACGCAGCAACCACCGGCGAGUCCAUGUUGGAGGGCCUGUUGGAUUCGUUCGGGGACGUCUUCGCCGCCCCGACGGGUCUGCCUCCUCCACGCGGCCGUGACCACCCGAUCGUCCUUAAGCCCGGCGCGACCCCGGUGGCGGUCCGACCGUACCGAUACCCAGCGGCCCACAAAGAUGAACUGGAGCGCCAAUGUGCGGCCAUGAUCGAGCAAGGGAUCAUUCGCCGCAGCACGUCGACGUUCUCCUCGCCGGUCCUCCUCGUGGUGAAACCGGAUGGCUCAUGGCGGUUCUGCGUCGACUACCGCGCGUUGAACGCGCUCACCGUCAAGGAUGCUUUCCCGAUUCCUGUGGUGGAGGAGCUCCUAGACGAGCUUCAGGGCGCAAGGUUCUUCACCAAGCUCAAUUUGUGUUCGGGCUACCACCAAGUGCGCAUGAAGCCGGAGGACAUCCACAAGACUGCGAAAGACUGCGUUUCGCACGCACGACGGUCUGUAUGA
This is a messenger RNA of Sorghum bicolor (sorghum), 1776 nucleotides long. RefSeq lists its product as uncharacterized. The record is from RefSeq and is a predicted model, not a curated record. NCBI's taxonomy places the organism in Eukaryota, Viridiplantae, Streptophyta, Magnoliopsida, Poales, Poaceae. The transcript has 2 exons. The coding region runs from base 1 to 1776 and encodes 591 amino acids.